AUGGCACCUCCAGGGCAGCGCAGAGGGAAGAAAGGCCCUCGCCCUGGACUCCAGCGACCCAGGUUAUUGAAACGAAAGCGGGAGGAAGAAGACAUUGAGACCCUGUCACAAAGAGUCGCCGACCUCGACCCCAAGUCUUCAGCACCGCCAGAAAGCUUCCUCGAUGUUCCUCUGUCGCAAGCAACACAAGAUGGCCUCGCUGCCUCGCACUUUAAGACAUUGACGACGAUUCAAAGCAGGACAAUACCGUUAGCACUGCAGGGAGCAGAUAUCCUAGGAGCAGCGAAAACGGGCUCAGGCAAGACUUUGGCAUUUCUCAUCCCAGUCCUCGAGAAUUUGUAUCGCAGAAGAUGGACCGACUACGACGGUGUGGGCGCUCUCAUCCUCUCCCCGACUCGGGAACUUGCGAUCCAAAUCUUCGAAGUCCUACGUAAAGUUGGCCGCAACCAUAUGUUCUCCGCCGGUCUGGUGAUCGGUGGGAAGAGUUUGCAGGAAGAGCGAGAACGGCUCGGACGCAUGAACAUCCUGGUCGCCACGCCAGGGAGGAUGCUGCAGCACAUGGACCAGACGUCUGAAUUAGACAUUGGGAAUUUGCAAAUGCUGGUUCUAGACGAGGCGGAUCGGAUCAUGGACAUGGGUUUCAGCCAAACCAUUGAUGCUCUCAUCGAGCAUCUCCCCCGUGAGAGACAGACACUCAUGUUCAGCGCCACUCAAACGAAGAAAGUCUCCGACCUUGCAAGACUGAGUCUGAAAGAGCCCGAAUUCGUCUCCGUCCACGAAGCAGCAGACAGCGCCACGCCCUCCACCCUGCAGCAAAACUACGUCGUCACCCCCCUUCCGGACAAACUCGACACACUGUGGUCGUUCAUCCGUGCCAACGUCAAGAAAAAAAUCCUAGUCUUCCUCAGCAGCGGCAAACAAGUCCGCUUCGUCUACGAAUCAUUCCGGCAUCUACAGCCCGGUAUUCCCCUACUGCAUCUCCACGGCCGUCAGAAGCAAACGGCCCGUCUGGACAUCACGACCAAAUAUUCAAACAGCAAAUACGCCUGUCUUUUCUCCACCGACGUCGCUGCCCGAGGUCUCGAUUUCCCUGCCGUCGACUGGGUCGUGCAAGUCGACUGCCCUGAAGACGCAGACACAUACAUCCACCGGGUCGGCCGCACCGCGCGCUUCGAGCACGAAGGUCGGGCCAUCCUGUUCGUCGAGCCGUCCGAAGAAGCCGGCAUGCUCAACGCGCUCGAGAAAAAGAAAGUCUUCCUUGAGAAGAUCAACGUCCGGCAAAAGAAGAUGCAGCAGACGAUCCGCAAUCAAUUGCAGAACAUGUGUUUCAAGGACCCAGAGUUGAAGUAUCUCGGCCAGAAGGCCUUUGUGAGUUACGUACGAAGCGUGCAUGUGCAGAAGGAUAAAGAGACGUUCAACGUCAAGAAGUUGGAUCUCGAGGGCUUUGCCGCGAGUUUGGGUCUGCCCGGUGCGCCGCGUGUAAAGUUCGUCAAGGGCGAGGACGCAAAGGCACGCAAGAACGCACCGAGACAACUCCUCGCCGCGUUGGAGGGGAGCGAUUCCGAAAGUGACAAUGCCGGAAACGGAGAUAAACAGAAGAAACGAAAGGGCGACGUGCGCACGAAAUAUGAUCGCAUGUUCGAGCGACGUAACCAGGGCGUCUUGGCUGAGCACUACACGAAACUCAUCGAGGACGAAGACGAAGACGAAGACACCGAAGCCAGCGAUCGCGCCGCAAGCGGAGGUCUGAGAGCAGUCAGAAAUGGCACGCCGGACAACAAUCCCAACGACGAAGAAGAUGACUUCCUGUCCGUCAAGCGCCGCUUCGAUGUCGGCGACUCGGCCCUUGACCAGGAAGUUGAAAGUGAAAGUGACAGCGACAACGACAACGACAGUGGCGCCUCGUCCGCCGAACGCUCCAUCUCCAUCUCCCUCUCCCACUCGAAACGGGACGCGAAGUCCGAUCUCGACGCAAACCCAUCCGCCCCCAAAGAAAUCAAAACCCUCACCCUCUCAACAGCGCGUGACGCCCACCCGCUCACGAUCGACUCUCACCGGCGAGAAAAAUUGCUCAAGUCCAAAAAAGCACUCCUCAAAUACAAGGGCAAAGGCGCGCACCUCACGUUCGACUCGGACAGCGACACGCCCAAGGACAAAAAGGCGUACCGCGACGAAGAAACCUUCACGGCAGGCGGCCGGCAGGCCGCGGAGGCGGAGAUCAAGGAAUUCCGCCGGCGAGAGGCCGAGCGGGCGUUGCGGGCCGACGAGGUGGACAAGGAGAUCGCGAGGACGAAGAAGAGGGAGAAGAAAGAGAAGAGGAAGGAGAGGGAGCGCAGACAAUACUUGGGGAUUGAGGAUCGAGGCGAGGAUGAUGAUGACGAUGUCGAGCAUGCCGGGGUGCAGCUUGUCCCGUACGACGACGACGACGACGACGACGACGACGACGCAGAUGCAGAUGCAGAUCCGCGCCAACAGGACGAUGGAGUGCCGCCCAAGGCAAAGAGAGCGAGGAAAUGGUUCGAAGAUGCCUCCUCGGAUGAUGGAGAUGAAGAUGAAGAUGGAGCGGGUGAUAUUCGACUGACGAAGAGCGGGAAGAUGAUAUCCAAGAGAAAGCGAAAGAACCGCGCCGAAGACGAGCAUCCUCAGACGCUGGACGAGCUGGAAGCUUUGGCGUCUGGUCUGCUCGCUGGUUCGUGA
Molecule: messenger RNA, 2697 nt
Organism: Cladophialophora carrionii CBS 160.54
Lineage: Eukaryota; Fungi; Ascomycota; Eurotiomycetes; Chaetothyriales; Herpotrichiellaceae
Exons: 1
Coding region: 1-2697 (898 amino acids)
Biological process (GO): rRNA processing
Cellular component (GO): nucleus
Molecular function (GO): ATP binding; nucleic acid binding
Source: RefSeq, a predicted model, not a curated record